Messenger RNA from Gymnodraco acuticeps, 763 nucleotides. RefSeq names its product chromosome unknown C12orf73 homolog (gene cunh12orf73). Gene Ontology annotation, biological process: mitochondrial respiratory chain complex III assembly. Bases 154 to 384 code for a protein of 76 amino acids. The record is from RefSeq and is a predicted model, not a curated record. Gene Ontology annotation, cellular component: mitochondrion. NCBI's taxonomy places the organism in Eukaryota, Metazoa, Chordata, Actinopteri, Perciformes, Bathydraconidae. The transcript is spliced from 3 exons.
GUUAGCUAAACAGCAUGACCUGCCUUCUUGUCCCAAUGACAGACAUUAGGGUUUAAGGUGUUGAAAAUAUGCUUUUCAGUGCUGUCUUUUCUUUAAAUUACAGUUAAAGGAACUGAAAAGGACUAACCAGCGUCACUAGAUAAGUCUGUAAAGAUGCCAGCUGGUGUGUCUUGGCCUCGGUACCUGAGGAUGCUUGGUGCCAGUAUGCUGUCCAUGUUUGCAGGAGCACAGCUCGUCCAUCAGUACUACCUGCCUGAUCUGAGUAUACCAGAGACACCUCCAAAGCCCGGGGAGCUCAUAACGGAGCUGCAGGGCUACAAACUCAGACAAGAAGCUGCUGCUGCUGCGAUGGAGGAGUUUAAAGCACAACACAAAGUGGACUGAUCUGGAAUUACACUUCCUCUGUGUGACGGACGCUCAAUCAGCACAUUAUUUCCAAUCUUUGAAGUUGCCACUCUCCUGGGAGUAAAGUCAUGUCUGGGUCAUCUGCAAAUGGAUAUUUUCUGUGCAAACAAACUGUUGGCGCCUGGCUCCAUGGGAUAAGGAUCCUCUCUGGAAUAAGAUGAUUUGCUUUAUACAACUAUUGUUAAUUUAUCGUUAUUGAAUGUCUUAGUACUUUCAAACCAAGUGAUGAAAUGUGUAAGAGAAUGCUUCAUGAACACACUGUAACUGUAAGUUAUUCUGUUCUACUCAAAAGGCAUUCUUUUGGUUUGGUUUUUCCCUAAAUAUACAACAUUUUUAUAAUAAAAAAUAUCACUCUAAA